Xenopus tropicalis (tropical clawed frog) is the source of this 3687-nucleotide messenger RNA. RefSeq names its product nucleolar protein 9 (gene nol9). Gene Ontology annotation, biological process: pancreas morphogenesis; RNA processing. The transcript has 12 exons. Lineage: Eukaryota; Metazoa; Chordata; Amphibia; Anura; Pipidae. The coding region runs from base 277 to 2196 and encodes 639 amino acids. Gene Ontology annotation, cellular component: nucleolus. Gene Ontology annotation, molecular function: polynucleotide 5'-hydroxyl-kinase activity. The record is from RefSeq and is a predicted model, not a curated record.
UCACUCUUCCGCUUCCGGAGCCAACAAAUUAACCCAAUAGCGUUCAUUCCAAUAAAGUUAUGUUUGAACCCUAGCUGGAAGGCGGAGCAAUCACUGUGCUGGCCGAAAAGCGUUAACCGUGAGUUCCCAGGCACAUGUAGCGCUGUGAAAGAUUAGAAGAGGCAAACACACCCGGAUGGUAAUGGUCGUCCCUGUGCUGCCACACCGGCGUAGUUUUCAAACCUUGUUCCUGGGUAUGCGAGGGGACUGCGCGGGUUGUACCCCAAAUCUUUUGUUAUGAAGCACCAAAAUGCAAGCGCUCGGCACACCGUCUCUUUCAGGUGCAGGCCCGGAAAGAACGGCUCGUCCCGGCACCGCAAUGCCCUGGCUGAGCGCUGUAAAGUAGCAGCCGCUGCCGCCGCCGAGCGCCACAAGCUGAAGGGACGCGUGAAUGGAAUCGGCGACAAGGAGAAGCCCCAGGGGCUCACAGCGGUGUUGGACGAAGAUGGUGUCUGUGUUGUGCUCCUGGAACCAGGACAGAAACUAACUUUCACUGGAAAGUGUAGUUUGACCUGCUUGCAUGGCAGUGUGCAAGUGUUUGGCCUUACUAUCAUCAAAAACCAAAAAGCCUAUGACUUGUUCUCUCCACAUACACAUAGCUGUCUGUCAAUCGAAGGACUCAAGUAUAAGAAACCACUAAAAACAAAAAAAGAAGUUCGGAUGGAAGUGCGAGCAUUGCUUAGAGGAUAUCUGUCAAUUGAGUACCGGCGUACAGUAAUGAAAAGCUUCACAUCUUCAAGUUCUGUUAUAUUGUUGGAACGCUUAGAAGAUUCUACAACAAGUUUUAUUCUCAGUCAUCCGGAUUAUGCCAAUGUGUUCUCUACAAAAGUGAAAGAAAGAAAUUCUUCCUUCACAAACAAUGCAGUUUUAUACUCUGUUGGUGUUGAAAAUCGCGAUCCUGAAAAUGGCUUUAAAAUGUCAGAAGAGUGGCAUUCAGAGGUCCAAACUUUAGUUAAUGCCUGUCUUGAAGAAGACAAUGGUUGCCCUAUCAUUCUUGUUUGUGGCUCUAAAAAUGUUGGGAAAUCAACCUUUAUUCGGUAUCUGAUGAACCAGUUGUUAAACCACAUCUCUUCUGUUGGAUACUUGGAUUGUGAUCUGGGACAAACAGAAUUUACACCUCCUGGAUGUAUAUCUUUGUUGAGCAUAACAGAGCCUGUUCUUGGUCCACCAUUUACGCACCAACAAGAAGCACAAAAAAUGGUAUACUUUGGGGAAACAUCCUGUGAGCAAGAUAUGGAACGGUUUGUGGAAUCUGUUAAAUAUGUCAUUACUUCAUAUAAAAGAGAUGAACCACUAUUAAUUAAUACCAUGGGAUGGGUUAAAGGGUUUGGAUUGCUGCUUUUGAUUGAUAUAAUACGUCUUCUAUCGCCGAGUCACAUUAUUCAGAUAAAUGCUAAAGAUAGUGACGACAUGGAACCUCUCACUCAGAAUUACGUUCAGAAUGCACCAGGAUUUCUGACAAAGGGCAAUUCCACAGCCCGAAGAAAAGCCAGGGAGUUUGACUCUUCAGAGGAUGAGCAACUGCAGGACUCUUCAGAAUACUUGUGUUUCCAUUCUCAUCCUGGACAUCAGUUAGUUGCCCUUGAGGCAGAUUUUAUUGGGGCAGGAGAAGCUGGUAACGUGCGGUGCCAUAGUGGAAUUCUGCGUGAUCUUGCAAUGUUGGGCUACCUAAGCAAGCUGCAACAUUUUCAUCCUGAAAAGGUCAUUCCAAUUAAUAGCUUAAUACCAUAUGAGGUGCCCUUUAAUGCAGUCGCAGUGCGUGUUGCACAUUCAGAUGUGGCCCCAUCUCAUAUCAUGUACUCUGUCAAUGCUAGCUGGGUUGGCCUUUGUCGAAUACUGGAUGAUAUACACAGUGAUAAUGAUGGACCAGUUAUAUUAACACAAACCCCCAUCUGUGACUGCCUUGGAUUUGGAAUAGUUCGGGGAGUCAAUAUGGAAAAAAAGGUUUACUAUGUACUUACACCAUUGUUGCCCGAAUCCUUAAGGGUGGUAAACUGUCUCCUAGUAGGGAACAUCUCCAUACCACAUGCCAUCUUCAAGAAUCAGCCUGGUGCUAAAGGAGAAAUUCCAUAUGUAACUUCGGAGUAUGAUUUUACAGUAUCUGGUGCUGGGAAAAUGAAGAGGAACAAGCAGUUAAAGAGGAGAGAACAUCAAUAGAGCCAAUUUAAGAUUUUUUUAUUUUUUUUUUUAAACUGCCUUGGACUGCCAUACUUUGCCUUAACAUAAACUGUUUAAAUUAUUCACAGUUGCUCAAAAUGAGCAAUUAAACCAUUACUAUGUAAAUAUUUAUUUCCUCCUCGUGUAGACCACUGGUUGUCACAGAAAAGGCAAGUAUUUCACAGUUAAAUUGUUGCUCAAGUAUACUAAAGACCAGAAGUAUCAAAGCUGCUGUUCUGAAGACAACAUCAUCUAGCUGCAGUUAUAGAUCACUGUUCAGCAUAAAGCUGGAUGUAAAUAUAGACAUUUAAGUAUAAAAUAUGCUAUUAUAGGUGCUUUGGUCUGGUAUUAAUAUUACAAUUAAGAUAAACAUUUACAAAGUAAUUUUACAAAAGAAACAACCCAAAAUGUCACAGUAAUAAUAGUAUGCUGUAGUUGGAGAGCUGGCAUUCGGCCUGUGCUUGCAGUGUGUUUAUUCUUCACUUAGUAUUGAACAGUUGUGCACUAGGAUGUCUUCUUUUCCCGUUAUUCUGUGCAUUAACUAGAAGUUGCCCUGCUGUUUUUAUUUUCAGUCCAGCUAUGGGACCUGUAAUCCAAAAUGCUUGGGAAUUAUCUGGAGUUUUCCAGAUAAGGGGUAUUUCUGUAAUUUGGAUCUCCAUUCCUUAAGUCUACUAAAAAAUCCUUUAAACAUUAAAUAAACCUUAUAGGAUUGUUUUGCCUCCAAUAAGGAUUAUUUAUAUCCUAGUUGGGACCAAGUACAAGGUACUGUGUUAUUACAGAGAAAAAGGAGAUCAUUUUUAAAUACCUGUACAUUUUUGGGGAAUUCUGGGAAGGAUGAGCUGGCAUACCCAUAAAAGCACUUUGCACAACUGAAAAUCAGUGUUAUCUUUAAAAUUAUAUGGGACCUUGUUUAAAAACAUGUUGGCCGAAAAUGUGAAAAUUUCUCACUGCAUUGUACAUUGAAACUCUUGAAAGUCAUUGGCUGUGCAGAAUACUUAAUUUACUGAAGCAGGCAUUCCCUUCUGUUGCUUCUGUCACACUGGCACAAUGAGGGAAGGGAAGAAGUUUUAGAAGAUGUUUUAGUAAAUUGAGCUUUUGCACCAGCAUCUCUGUCUGGGGUGCUGAGUUUAGUUCUGGUUUGAGAAUGAUCUGUAUGUUUUCCCUGUCUGUGUGGGUUUCCUUCCAUGCACCAAAAAUAUACUGACUGGUUAAUCAGCUCCUGAUAAAAUAGACCCCUUGUGUGUGUUUAAAUGUUAUAGGGAUGUGUUUGACUAUAAGUUAUGGGCUUAUUGGAAUGAUGAACAUUCUCCAUAUAGCAUUUCAUCUGAACUAUAUAGGUAACUGAUCACAAUAACAAAAAUUAAAAAUGUAUAUUACUUCCAAAAUUGCACAGAAAAGCAGCCUUUUACGUGCAUUUCAUCAUUUCAUGCAUUUUUUAUGUACUUAUAUGUAUGUUGUCCUUGAAAUAAACUUUUUUUUUUUUUUAACAAA